Molecule: messenger RNA, 1225 nt
Organism: Corticium candelabrum
Lineage: Eukaryota; Metazoa; Porifera; Homoscleromorpha; Homosclerophorida; Plakinidae
Product: endosome-associated-trafficking regulator 1-like
Exons: 7
Coding region: 35-1108 (357 amino acids)
Biological process (GO): positive regulation of protein localization to cilium; positive regulation of cilium assembly; regulation of cytokinesis
Cellular component (GO): centrosome; ciliary basal body; recycling endosome
Source: RefSeq, a predicted model, not a curated record
AUCAAGCAUAUCUAUCACGUGAUCUGGACUGAGGAUGGACGAAGACGAGGAACGGCCAACGAAAGAAAGCAAUCCUUUUUCAUUUAAAGCUUUUGUUAAGAAAAAAGGUAACGAGGAUGCCGAUGUUUUUUCUGUGGGACAGAAGAGCUCAAGCUCUAGAGGUAACAGCAGGCGUUCAUCAAGUGCUGUGGCUGCAAGUUCGAACCUCGAAACAGCAAAUACACCUUUUCCUGAGGUUGAAACUGAAGCACCACCACUGAAGGGGAAAAAGGAAAACAAUCCAUUUUCUUUCUCUUCUUUUGUCAAACGUGAGAGCAAGAUGAAUCAUGUGCAAAGUCAACAGGCUAAAUCGCAGAAUCAAAAAGGUAUAUUUGAUUCAACAUCUGAAAGUGACACUGAAGAAUCCAGACCAUCAUUGCUUCACAUUCCAGUUGGUCACCAAAAUCCACUUGUGACUAAACAGCAAGAAGGACCACGUAGAGAUAGUGAUAGCUUUGGCAGUGAUGAGGAGGACAUACAUAGCACUGACAGACAAACGUUCUUGACUCUGAACGGAAUGGAAUUGCAGCUUGGAUUGGAGAAUGAAUCAGAGAUGGCCGAAGUAAAAAAGCUGAGAGCAGAGAAUACAGAACUGUCUCAGCAAAUUGAAAAGUUGAAGGAGCAGCUUGCCAGAGAGAAACAGAGGUCAGCAAAAUUGUCGAAAAGAGUUGAAACACUACAGAAAAAAGAAGCUGAGGAAACUGCAGCGCUAGAAAACAUGGUACAGAUGGUUGAGAAGAACCUUCAGCUCACUACAAAACGAGCUGUUGCGGCUGAGUCUGAAGUAGCUCGUCUUCAAAAUGACUUAUUGUCAGUGACAGCACAGUUAACAGAAAGUGGCAGACAAAAAAUCGAGGAAACGUUUAAAGCACAGUUUGCUUUAAUUGAAGACCAGUCUCAAGUUGCAGCAGAGAAGAUGGUUGGUGCUGCAACAAAGGCUGAAGCAUCACUAAGGGAAAUUUUCACAAACGUCGAAGACUUGAAAUUGGCAUCUAACCUUAUGUAUUCUGUUGCUCGUGCUGCCAGGAUUUCUCAAUGUCGGCCAGGGAAUCUGGAUGAAUCAAGCUAAUUAGAUUAAAAAUUGAAAAAACGGUAGUUCCUAUAAAUAGUAUUUUCUCAUACCGUGACAUUAGAGGAAUUAUUGAUGAAGAUGAAGUAAUAUUCAUAAUUUAUGAGGCAGGAACCU